AACCAGCAGUGGCUGCACCAUGAGUGUCUCUGCUCUGAGCCCCACCAGGUUCCUGGGCAGCGUCUCUGGCUUCCUCCAAGUGGUCUCCGUGCUUGGCCUGCUCCUGCUGCUGUUCAAAGCUGUCCAGUUCUACCUGCACAGGCAAUGGCUACUCAAGGCUUUCCAGCAGUUCCCAUGCCCACCCUUUCACUGGUUCUUUGGGCACAAGCAGUUCCUAAACGACCAGGAACUAAAGACCCUUGUGGCAUGCAUGGAGGACUUCCCAAGUGCCUUUCCUCGCUGGUUCUGGGGAAGCAAAGCUUACUUUACUGUCUAUGACCCAGACUAUAUGAAGGUGAUUCUGGGACGAUCAGAUCCAAAGGCUAAUGGUGCCUACAGACUGCUGGCUCCUUGGAUUGGGUAUGGUUUGCUCUUACUGAAUGGACAGCCGUGGUUCCAGCACCGGCGGAUGCUAACCCCAGCCUUCCACUACGACAUUCUGAAACCCUAUGUGAAAACUAUGGCCGACUCCAUCCGACUGAUGCUGGACAAGUGGGAACAGCUGGCUGGUCAGGACUCCUCUAUAGAGAUCUUUCAACACAUUUCCUUGAUGACCCUAGACACCGUCAUGAAGUGUGCCUUCAGCCACAAGGGCAGUGUCCAGGUAGACAGAAAUUACAAGACCUACAUCCAGGCCAUUGGGGACCUGAACAACCUAUUUCAUUCCCGUGUGAGGAAUCUCUUCCAUCAAAAUGAUACCAUCUACAAUCUGUCCUCCAAUGGCCGCUUGGCCAAUCGUGCUUGUCAACUGGCCCAUGAUCACACAGAUGGCGUGAUCAAGCUGAGGAAGGACCAGCUGCAGGAUGAGGGAGAGCUGGAGAAGGUCAAGAAGAAGAGACGUUUGGAUUUUCUGGAUAUCCUCCUGUUUGCCAGAAUGGAGAAUGGGGACAGCUUGUCCGACAAGGACCUACGUGCUGAGGUGGACACAUUCAUGUUCGAGGGCCAUGACACCACAGCCAGUGGAGUCAGCUGGAUCUUCUAUGCUCUGGCCACCCACCCUGAACAUCAACAGAGAUGCAGAGAGGAAGUUCAGAGCCUCCUGGGGGAUGGAUCCUCCAUCACCUGGGACCACCUGGACAAGAUACCCUACACCACCAUGUGCAUCAAGGAGGCCCUAAGGCUCUACCCACCUGUCCCAGGCAUUGUCAGAGAUCUCAGCACACCUGUCACCUUCCCUGAUGGACGCUCUUUACCCAAAGGUAUCUCAGUCACACUCUCCAUUUAUGCUCUACACCACAACCCAAAGGUGUGGCCAAACCCAGAGGUGUUUGACCCUUCCAGGUUUGCACCCGAUUCUCCCCGACACAGCCAUUCAUUCCUGCCCUUCUCGGGAGGAGCAAGGAACUGCAUUGGGAAACAGUUUGCCAUGAAUGAGCUGAAGGUGAUUGUGGCCCUGACCCUGCUCCGCUUUGAGCUGCUGCCAGAUCCCACCAGGGUCCCCACGCCCAUCGCAAGACUUGUGUUGAAAUCCAAGAAUGGGAUCCACCUGCGUCUCAAGAAGCUCCACUAAUUCUGUUCUGGAGCUCAGAAGUCUGAAAUGGGUAUCACUGGCCAGAAGCCAAGUUAUUGCUGCGACCAACCUUCUUCAGAAGAGUGCUCCAGAGAGACCUCCUCCCCUAUCAGUGCAGAUCACCAUUCCUUGGCACUGGAAUGUGACCCUGCUUUAAAGCCAGAAUCCUCUCUCAGCCUCUCUCUCUUCUAAUUUCCUUCUCUUUUACAAAUGCUCUCGUGAUGUCAUCAAGCCCACUAAAAGAAUCCCAGAUAAUUUUCCUA
Acomys russatus (golden spiny mouse) is the source of this 1812-nucleotide messenger RNA. Its product is annotated as cytochrome P450 4A10. NCBI's taxonomy places the organism in Eukaryota, Metazoa, Chordata, Mammalia, Rodentia, Muridae. Gene Ontology annotation, biological process: kidney development; lauric acid metabolic process; arachidonate metabolic process. The record is from RefSeq and is a predicted model, not a curated record. The transcript is spliced from 13 exons. Gene Ontology annotation, molecular function: arachidonate monooxygenase activity; heme binding; iron ion binding. The coding region runs from base 20 to 1549 and encodes 509 amino acids. Gene Ontology annotation, cellular component: intracellular membrane-bounded organelle.